Molecule: messenger RNA, 363 nt
Organism: Capsicum annuum
Lineage: Eukaryota; Viridiplantae; Streptophyta; Magnoliopsida; Solanales; Solanaceae
Product: protein GLUTAMINE DUMPER 6
Exons: 1
Coding region: 1-363 (120 amino acids)
Biological process (GO): regulation of amino acid export
Source: RefSeq, a predicted model, not a curated record
AUGACAAAUACUAUGAUGAUGAAUCCAUCACAUAACACAACUUCAACAGUAGUAGACUCAGGUUUUCACAGAUGGAAUUCCCCAGUCCCUUACCUAUUUGGUGGGCUAGCAAUUAUAAUGGGAGUAAUAGCGUUAGCUUUGUUAAUUAUAACUUGUUCAUACAAGAAACCUUCGUCAGAAUCAUCAUCAUCAUCGCCAUCAUCAUUGUCUGCGAACAAUAUUAAUGAGUCCAAUCAUCGUCAAGAGAAGCCGGUAGAGCUAAUGAAACUGGAGACGGAACCAAAGUUUGUUGUGAUCAUGCCCGGAGAUUACAACCCUACGUGGUUAGCCAAGCCUACGCGCCAUGAGCCUGACCAAGUCUAA